CGACGACGACAGCAGCUGGACACUUACAAAAUAUUGCACUUGGACGGCUGCUGCUUGAUACUGCUGCUGUGUGAGAAGAAGCUAGACCAUGUCAGAGAUUGCUCAAGGUGCAGUGCAUACAGUCGAGCUUGACGGCUGCACAUACAGCUGGUCACAGACCUUGAAAGAAGUCUCCAUCACGGUCCCUGUUCCGCAAGGCACGCGUGGCAAGGACCUUGAUAUCCAAAUCUUGCCCUCUAAACUGAGUGUCAAGCUCAAGGGACAAGUCUUGUUUUCUGGGAGUCUUGCCAAAGAUGUCAAGGUGGACGACUCGACAUGGACGAUUGAUAGCCAGCGCGAGGUACAGAUUCACUUAGAGAAGCUGAAUGGCACGAGCUGGUGGGAGUGUGUCAUCCAGGGACAUGCCAAGAUUGAUACAACCAAGAUCCAGCCGGAGAACAGCAAGCUGGAGGAUCUUGAUGGCGAUACACGCGCCAUGGUCGAGAAGAUGAUGUUUGACCAACGCCAAAAGGAGAUGGGCAAGCCAUCGAGUGACGACCUCAAGAAGCAGGACAUGCUGGCCAAGUUUCAGCGGGAGCAUCCAGAGAUGGACUUUUCAAAGGCCAAGAUGGGAUGAUGGGAUGCUAAGUAUGAUAUGGACGCUGUCGCUGAAAGACAAGAGGAAGAGAUAUGUCGUCGAACAGGAUCGGCCUACCGGAACAGGCGCUUCGGCGGUUUGCUCUGCGGUACAAGGCCCGUCAGCUUGUACUGUCGAUACGCCUCCCGUAGACAAUCAGGCGACACGGGCCCCGUCUCCCCUCGUAGCUUCUGUACUGCUCUUGCACGCUCCACCAGCUCACCAACAAACACCUUGCUCGCACCGGCAAUGACCACAGCGACGUUCUGCGUGACCGACUGAUUCAGAACAUGGUUCGCAAGCCGCUUGACGGCAUUCUUAUUGAGUCCCACACGUCGGAAGACUUCAUAGCGCGCCAUCUGCUGCUCAUCAAAGCUCUCGAGUAGUAUCCGC
This is a messenger RNA of Protomyces lactucae-debilis, 1009 nucleotides long. Its product is annotated as nuclear movement protein nudC. Gene Ontology annotation, cellular component: cytoplasm. Gene Ontology annotation, biological process: protein folding. The coding region runs from base 89 to 616 and encodes 175 amino acids. The transcript has a single exon. NCBI's taxonomy places the organism in Eukaryota, Fungi, Ascomycota, Taphrinomycetes, Taphrinales, Protomycetaceae. The record is from RefSeq and is a predicted model, not a curated record.